Alligator mississippiensis (American alligator) is the source of this 954-nucleotide messenger RNA. Its product is annotated as olfactory receptor 6A2-like. The transcript has a single exon. Lineage: Eukaryota; Metazoa; Chordata; Crocodylia; Alligatoridae. Gene Ontology annotation, cellular component: membrane. Gene Ontology annotation, molecular function: G protein-coupled receptor activity; olfactory receptor activity. Gene Ontology annotation, biological process: G protein-coupled receptor signaling pathway. The record is from RefSeq and is a predicted model, not a curated record.
AUGGAGAGGACAAAUCAAAGCAAUCAAGGUGUCAGUGAAUUCAUCCUCCUGGGAUUUCCCUCCACUCUGGAAAUUCAGGUGUUGCUUUUCUCAGUAUUUCUUAUCACCUAUAUGCUGGUGGUGACAGAGAACACAGUCAUCAUUCUAACAGUUCACAGAAACCGUCACCUUCAUACCCCCAUGUACUUCUUCCUGAGCAACCUAUCCUUCCUGGAGAUCUGGUACAUCACAGUCACUCUCCCAAAGGCCAUGCUGAACUUCCUAAUGGAAAACAAGCACAUCUCCUUUGUGGGCUGCAUGAUGCAGCUCUACUUCUUCCUUGCCUUGGGGUGUACUGAGUGUGUCCUCUUGGCUGUCAUGGCCUACAACCGCUAUGUAGCUAUCUGCAACCCACUGCGCUACCCAGCAAUCAUGAGCUGAGCUCUUUGUAUUCGUCUCGCAGCUGGGUCUUGGAUCAGUGGUUUCCUCAUCUCCAUGUGGAAGGUGCUCCUUAUCUCUCAGCUGAUGUACAGUGGGCCCAAUAUUAUUAACCAUUUUUUCUGUGAUGUGUCUCCCCUCUUGAACUUAGCCUGCACCAACAUGUCCCUGGCUGAGCUGACGGACUUCAUCCUGGCUUUAUUCAUCUUGCUGAUCCCACUUUGCGUCACCAUCUUCUCCUACAUUUACAUCAUUUCCACUAUCGUACACAUCCCCUCAGCCCACGGCCGCCAGAAAGCUUUCUCCACCUGUGCCUCCCACCUCACAGUGGUUAUCAUCUUCUACGCUGCCAGCAUUUUCAUAUAUGCCAGGCCUAAAGCCAUCUCCUCCCUUAAUUCAAACAAGCUGAUCUCAGUCUUGUACGCUGUGAUUGUACCACUCUUCAACCCUAUUAUUUAUUGUCUGAGGAACAAGGAGGUCAAAGAAGCCUUUAAAAAGAGUUUGUUCAGCAAAGGGAUUUUUUCCAAAAAAUAUUAA